Messenger RNA from Colletotrichum abscissum, 867 nucleotides. RefSeq lists its product as uncharacterized. Gene Ontology annotation, biological process: mitochondrial fission. The transcript has 2 exons. Bases 1 to 867 code for a protein of 288 amino acids. Lineage: Eukaryota; Fungi; Ascomycota; Sordariomycetes; Glomerellales; Glomerellaceae. The record is from RefSeq and is a predicted model, not a curated record. Gene Ontology annotation, cellular component: mitochondrion.
AUGUGGGGAAGAAGCCAGGACAAGACACCGGAACAACCGAAAGAGUCGCCAAAGGAAGAUGGCGCCAAGACGUUCGACCCCAACAAGCUGCCGGCACGUGAGAAGCUGCCAGCGGCGCUGCAAAAAAUAGUUGACAAGUCAGACAGAGAGGAUAACUUCUUCGACGAGCUGGUGGACGGGUAUGCGCCCGAGUCCACCGAAUCCAACGUCCGUUAUGCCGCCUACGUGACACGAAUCCGCACCAUCAUGAUGUCCGCCCAUCGAUACGUCGCCUACACCUCUGAUAUUGGCGAAUCCUUCCGGCCCGUCGCGCAUCCCGGUCUCGUCCGCACCGCCUACGGAAUCUCGUGGCUCUACAUCCUCGGCGAUGUCAGUUACGAAGGCUACAAGGCGUACUGGGCUAACCAGCGCGUCCUCAACCCGCACCUCCAGCUUACGGCACGGCAAGCAAAGAUCACGGGACUGCCGGAUGCCGUGUCAGAUGCGACGCACCCCAGCGAAGUGGUUCCGGGUGGCAAGGUCGCGCCGCUGGACGAUUACAGGACAGUCAUGAUCCAGCGAGGUAUCUUCCAGAGCAUUGCCAGCAUGGGUCUUCCGGCUUUCACCAUCCACAGCGUCGUGAGGUACUCUGGCCGAGCUCUCAAGAACGCAAAGAACCCGAAGAUAAGGACCUGGGGCCCCAUUGGUCUCGGCCUCGCUGUCGUACCCUUCUUGCCUAGCCUUUUCGACGAGCCGGUCGAGAACGCCGUGGAGUGGAUCUUUCACAAGGGCUUUGAGUCGUACGGUGGUAAGGAGUUCGUUGGCAACGCACCAGCCACCGGUCGUGAAGACCUAUUGGCGAAGAGACCAAAGGAAAAGGAACUGUAG